Adineta steineri is the source of this 1291-nucleotide messenger RNA. NCBI's taxonomy places the organism in Eukaryota, Metazoa, Rotifera, Eurotatoria, Adinetida, Adinetidae. The record is from the annotation of a GenBank genome assembly.
AGUUUCAUUUUAUGAAAAACAAAAUCGUCAUCAAGAAGCAUUAAAAUUAAUUACAAGUACUGAAGCAUUAGCAUCACGUGAAAAUAUUUUAAAUUAUCUAUCAAAACUUGAUAAUGAUCAAUUACAAUUGAUUUUUCAAUAUAUUCAACCAAUGAUACAAUCAGCUUUACAUGAACCAGAUAAUGAAAAUAUACUUCAUGAAAUAUUAACAUUAUUUAUUGGUGAAUCAGCACCAACAUCACCUUCGACAACUGAUAUAUCUCAAACACGAACCAUUAAACUUGAACCUAUGGAAGUUUAUAAAUUUUUAAAUGGAAUUGAUCAAGAUUUUGCUAUACGAUAUAUGGAACAUAUUUGUUUAAAACCAGAAGUUGCCUCUAAAAAGCGUGAUAUACAUAAUCGUCUUGUUUAUGCAUAUUCUGAACGUAUUAAACAAUUAUCUGAUAAAUUGGAACCAAUGAUUAAAGCAAAUCAACAAGAAAUUUAUACGGAUGAUAAUGUUCGUACAACUCGAACGUUAUCUGUUAAUACGGAAAAAUAUUCUGCAAUAUCAAUAAUAAAAAAACAAAAAACUGAAUAUGAGGAAAAAUUAAAAUUAUUUUUACUUAAUCGAAAUUGUCAAUGUGAUUUUGAAGUAUUAGAAGCUUAUUUUCCACGACAACAAACGAAUCCAUCAGAUGAACAUUUAUUUAGUUUAUAUUAUGCUAUUGUGCUAGGUAAAUUAGGACGACAUCAAUUAGCCCUUGAAACAUUUGUUAAACAUGGAUUUUAUACUGAUGCUGAACGUUAUUGUGAAACUAUUUAUGCUAAUGGUGAUAUUGAAUUAGCUCGUGAACUUUAUCGUCAAUUAAUUGAACAUUAUUUAGAGAAAAGUAAUGAUGGAAAUUUAAAUGAAAAUAGUUUAAAAACAAUAUUACGUAUUCUUAAUAAUGCAUCUGAACGUCUUGAUCCUGUUGAAGCAUUAAAAAUUUUACCAGGACAAUUAAAAUUAAAUAGUAUGAAAGAUUUCAUCCAACAAUCAAUACAAACAUGUUCAAUGAAGAAACGUAGUUCACAAAUUGAACGAAGUUUACUUUUUAUAAAAUUACUUCGUACACAAUCAAAACGUAUAGGAAGUGAAAAUCAAUCAUUUCUUAUUGAUUCUGAUACUCAAUGUGCUAGAACAACUUGUACACAACCAAUAACAGCAACACAAGCUGUUCUAAGAUUUCCAAAUCAUAAAAUAGUUCAUUAUCAUUGUAAAACAAAAUAUGAAAAAGAACUUGAAGACCGACAUAAGAAACAUUAUUAA